This is a messenger RNA of Selaginella moellendorffii, 1378 nucleotides long. RefSeq lists its product as uncharacterized. The transcript is spliced from 13 exons. The coding region runs from base 27 to 1313 and encodes 428 amino acids. Lineage: Eukaryota; Viridiplantae; Streptophyta; Lycopodiopsida; Selaginellales; Selaginellaceae. The record is from RefSeq and is a predicted model, not a curated record.
CAUUCCACCAAUCGCUACACACGGGGAUGAUUUUGAGUUCUUCAGGAUUGCCGCCGCCAUGGCAGCAGCCGGCGAUCUCCUGCCGGCAUUGCUCGAUCGUGUGCGGCGCUUCCUCGUCUCUCGCAGGUCCAGGCCCGGAGAAGAAGGAAGUGGUGCUGAUUGGAGGGACUGGCCGCGUCGGGAGCUCCACAGCGCGAGCGCUUGCAAGGGUGUGGCCGGAUCUCCAGCUCGUUCUCGCUGGACGAAACAGGGAGAGAGGAGAGGGAAUAGCGUCCGAGAUUGGGGCUGGAACGAAAUUUCGAGCUGUGGAUAUAGAGGAUUUAAACUCGGUGGCACAAGCUAUAGAAGGUGCGAAGCUGGUGAUCCAUUCCGCUGGGCCAUUUCAACGCAAAAAUCGUUGCACAGUAUUGGAGGCCGCCAUCGAGACAAAGGUUCCAUAUAUUGAUGUCUGCGAUGAUCUAACUCACGCUCAACUUGCAAAGUCCCUUCACAACAAGGCAGUAGAAGCUGGCGUUCCUGCGAUUAUCACCACGGGGCUAUAUCCUGGAGUGAGCAACAUUAUGGCCGCUGAGCUUGUUCGGCUUGCUAGAGAGAGUUCGGCUGGAAGCAGACCUCGAGAGCUAAGGUUCUCUUACUUCACCGCGGGAUCUGGUGGUGUUGGUCCUACGAUUCUUGCAACAAGUUUCUUACUGCUCAGCGAGCAAGUCUUAACGUAUAGCAAAGGAAAAGUUGUAAAGCUGGACCCGUUUAGUGGGGAGAGGAUAGUAGAUUUUGGGAAAGCGGUCGGCAAACGUUCCGUAUUCUUGAUAAACCUUCCUGAAGUCGUGACAGCGUUUGAGAAUUUGAAAGUUCCUACCAUAACUGCUCGCUUCGGUACCGCUCCCUUCUUCUGGAACUGGAUUAUGGGCGCGAUUGCAGGACGGGAUUUUCUGAAAGAUGAUUCCAAAGUACAAUCCCUGGCUAAGAUUUCAGCUUUUGCAGUACGAAUAAUUGAUCGUUUAGUUGGAGCAAAAGUCUCAAUGCGGGUAGACUUGAGCUGCACGGAUGGGAAACGAGCUGUUGGACUGUAUACUCAUCGCAAUCUAUCCGUAUGCGUUGGUUCGGCUACUGCAGCCUUCGCAGCACCAGUUUUACAAGGCAAAACUCGACCUGGAGUCUGGUUCCCUGAACAGGACGAGGCCAUUCCUUUUCAGUAUCGAGGACAACUCCUCCAGCAGGCGUCAAAAGGAACAUCGAGUUUCGUGAUGAACAGGUCACCUUGGAUGGUGGAGGGAGAUCCUAAAGAGAUAGGCUUCGGCAUAUAUCUCGAAUGAGACGUCUGAAUCUCGUGUUACACAUUAUUCGGCUCCACAAAGCAUUUCAGCUCACAAUUGUUGUU